AUGAGUGCCAACUCAGAUCGAAGGUGGAGUCUUGCACGUGCUACGGAGUUUUUCAGUGGCGAUGGUAAACCCGAUAUGUUAGAUAUUCGUGGAAUGACUGCCGUGACAAAAGGUGCAGCUGGAAAGCGUGAUAAGUUUCGUAAAAGCGUCUCGCGCUGUGGUGUCUCUAUCUAUGGUCCCAAGCAUUCAGCAGCUGCUUCAGCAUCUUCUGGUGAUGCAUCAAGUCGCGAGAAAGUGUUUAUUGAAGAUCCACGUGCACCGUGUUUAAACAUUGAUUAUUCCAACGAUGCGUAUCGAUCUAUUGCCAUCCUCGGAAAAGUUUUCAGCUCAUACGGGCGUGUGUCAGAUCCUUGCGUAGGACUACUAGUAACGGAGAUUGAUACGGGUGGCGUGGGCACGAAUGAUGCGACACUGAGUCCAUCUGAAGUGAAUAGUCUUAUACAACGUGUUGUAUGUCAUGAUGAAGUAAUGGCGGAUGUGGAUAGUGGAAUGGACACGGACGAUGAGAAUGCUGAUGCAUCUGGUAAUGAUGAGUCCAAACCACGUUCAUCACUACAGAGACAAAGUACAAGUGCUAUUUGUUAUGUGUGCUAUGAUGAAUCAGAAGACGAGAAUCCACUUAUUGCACCAUGUAAAUGCUCGGGUGAUACCAAGUACAUUCAUUUGAAUUGUCUCAAGCGUUGGAAUACGAAUGGAGAAAAGAAUGAAAUUUGCACAGUACUGGAUGAAAGUAAUGCGCGGACGUGUUCGAUUUGCAAAGCCCCGUAUCCAAGCAAGACGCGACUACCUAAUGGCAAAGUACUGUCGUUGUUGCCAGAUCGCCUGAAUCCACCAUGCAUUAUGUUCCAGGUAGUGACGAAACACUCGUCCUCGACACUCAACUUGUCGACACGCUACCAGUUGAGCUACAAAAUGCUCAUGAACAAUGACAUUCAUCGCCCACUUAUGGUCGGACGCUCGUCACAGUGUGAUUUGGUGCUCAAGUACCGCACGGUAUCGACGAUUCAUGCCGAGAUCCACUACUCAAAAGGCGAGUUUCUUCUCAAGGAUGCUGGGAGCUCGAACGGCACGCUGAGAUACAUCUACCGUCCGCUGACGUUGCACAACAACCAAUCUUUGCACGUCAAGUUUGGACGAACCGUAUUAUCCAUCAAGCCAACGAAGAAGAUUCGUCUUCCGCAUUUUUUUGGCACAGCAGGCCACCUGCAUUCCAGCGGCUCACGACUUGAAGAUAGUGGUGCGCAAGAGGACGAGAUGUCCAACACGUCCACCCCACGUAACAAUAGAAUCCGAUACUACAACCAGGCGGCGCAGCAACAGGUACCAGUGAUGCCGACGCAACAGCAGCAAGCAGCACGCCAGAAUCUGCAGACGCAGAUGCAGAACUUAGACCUGUAA
Molecule: messenger RNA, 1398 nt
Organism: Peronospora belbahrii
Lineage: Eukaryota; Oomycota; Peronosporomycetes; Peronosporales; Peronosporaceae
Source: the annotation of a GenBank genome assembly